Molecule: messenger RNA, 1371 nt
Organism: Exophiala mesophila
Lineage: Eukaryota; Fungi; Ascomycota; Eurotiomycetes; Chaetothyriales; Herpotrichiellaceae
Exons: 3
Coding region: 1-1371 (456 amino acids)
Molecular function (GO): 2 iron, 2 sulfur cluster binding; iron ion binding
Source: RefSeq, a predicted model, not a curated record
AUGCCUGGCACAACCACUACGACCGAGUUGACCUCGCAAGUCCAUGAAGUCCACCAACUCCAUAUUGACGGGCUCUCUCAAAAGCACAUACCCACCGACGUGCAAGCAUCUCUCCCAGACGAAUUCUACCAUUCUCCUGCCAUCUUUCAAUUAGAGAAGCGUGCCAUCUUCUCGAGACAGUGGUUUCUGGUCUCCCACAAGGCCCGGUAUGCCAAUGUCGGUGACUACGUCCAGUAUGACAUGGCAGGGUUCAAUUUUGUCAUUGUCAAGACAAAGGAUGGUUCUAUCGUUGGGUUUCAUAAUAUAUGCAGACACCGUGCUUUUCCUAUUGUGAGAGAGAGUUCAGGAAACGCCAGGAUCUUCUCGUGCAAAUAUCAUGGUUGGUCCUAUGAUCUAACUGGAAAAUUGGCAAAGGCCCCUCGAUUCACUCCAGACUCGACCCCUUUCUUUGAUCCGUCGACUAUCCGUCUGUUUCCUGUCCAUGUUCACAUCGACCGGAACGGCUUUGUGUAUGCCAAUCUCGAUGCAAACCCCGUGCCUGACGUCUCGUGGGAGCACCAGUAUGGUCAUUUAGAUCAACAGAAUGUGUUGAAACAUUCUGGCGUUGAUUGGGAUGCCGUCGAGUACGACUUCACCUGGACCAAGGAGGGCAAUUUCAAUUGGAAGCUCAUGCAGGACAAUUAUAACGAGUGCUAUCAUUGCUUGACCGCUCAUCCAGACGUGGCCAAAAGCACCGUGCUCGACACAUACUAUGUCAACCCUGCAACAUCGCACACAUACAUCUCACACUUUAGCGAGCCUAAAGCAUCGGUCCUGGCCAAUUCGCCUUUCGACUCCACUCGGUUCGCUGGUCGAUCAGCCACCCAUGUGUUUCCUACAGGUCAUUUCUCUCCCAACCCAGGAACGGGAUUCAUGCAUCUGAUGCGGAGCAUUCCCACCUCGCCGACCACCACCCGCCAGGAGUAUGACGUUUACAGGCUCAAAACUCCAAAUGCAACACCUGAAGCGCAUGCUCGCAUGACCAAAUUUUAUCAGAAGGUCGUAGAUGAGGAUUUUGCUCUGUGUGAAAAUGUCCAGCGAAACAUUGCUCGCGGAAUCUUCGAAUCUGGUCCACUUCACCCGUUCCACGAGGAAGGAGUCUUUGCCUUUCAGCAGAUGGUGUUGCGGACCUUGAGGGAUCAUGUGCAAAGGGAAGAGAAGGCUGGGGUGCAGUUACAGGCUGCCCGGCCGGCCAGUGGUUUGGAGUCGAUGGGAGCUCGACGAGCAGGGAUGCCUGUUGGGGGAGCAAGCCAACAGGCAUCGAGAGAAAGAAGUCUCUGUGAGGUCAUGCUUGGAUGUGACAAAAGCAAUCUCAAAGGUCUGGAUUGGUAG